AGCGCCCUACUUCGACUAUUAUCUAUUGAACAACUUAUUCCCAGCUAGUUUCCGGAACAAAAUAAAUAAUAAUAAGGGACUGUUGAUAGUUUAGUUAGUAUCCUAUCAAUAGUUGUUGAAGUUUGAACAAAUUGCUGGUUAAGUUUUAGCGUGUGUUCUUUUUCUUUACUUAAUAUUUCAGUGAAUGCGAUAUUAGUAAAUAAAAUAGUAUAUUAUAAUAUAAUAAAACGAAACAAAAGGAAGAUAAAUACAAUUUUGAGAAAGGAAAGUGAAGAUGAGUGAGGCUAAUUCCGCGCUGUGGUACCAGCUGGACUUAAAGUGUAAGCCGUUGGAUACAUUAGAAGACAUUCAUGAGUUUAUGCUGAACCCGCCAGCGUGGCGGACGCUGUGUGAGCCUCUGAGGCCGCACAGCAAGUACUUGAUAAAGAACAGUGAAGUGAACCCUAACUUCGAGGGGAUUACAUUGGAGAAGCCGCAGAGUUUCUGUCACUUCGACCUGGACGCGGACGAGACGCCGCGCCACCCGGAGGACCAGUUGCCGCGCACGUUGCUCUGCCAUGACAUGGCCAACGGAUACCAUGAUGACAGUGCUAUAGACGGUACCGGGGACCACAACGCGUAUGCAUUCUACUACUGGUCGGGUGUGGACAUCUUCUGUUACUUCAGCCACCACCUGGUCACAAUCCCGCCGCUGGGCUGGAUCAACGUAGCGCAUGCACAUGGUGUCAAGGUUAUUGGAACAAUAAUAACGGAGUGGACGGAGGGCGCUUUGUUUUGGAACCAGGUGCUGUCGAGUGAGCAGCAGAUGCAGACGGUGGUGAGCGCACUCGUCACCAUCGCCAAGACGCUCAAGUUUGAGGGCUGGCUGCUCAACGUUGAGAACAAGGUGUCGGCGCCGGAGCGGCUGGUGUCGUUCGUGGCCAUGUUCCACCGCACGCUGCACGCGGAGCUGCCGGGCGCGCUGCUCAUCUGGUACGACAGCGUCAUCAACGACGGCUCGCUCAGCUGGCAGAACCAGCUCAACCACAAGAACAAACAAUUCUUCGACGUGUGCGACGGUUUCUUCACGAACUACUCGUGGUCGGAGGCGGACGUGGCGGCCAGCGUGGCGGCGGCGGGCGCCCGCCGGCGGGACCUGUACGUCGGCGUCGACGUGUGGGGGCGCAACUUCUACGGCGGCGGGCAGUUCAACACGCAGCAGGCGUUGAAGCUGGUGCACUCGUACGACUGCUCCGUGGCCAUCUUCGCGCCGGCGUGGACCUGGGAGGCGAUGGGCGGCGACGAGGAGCCCUGCGACCCCCACGGCGUGGAGGGGGGCGGAGGCCUGCCGCGCCGCCGCCGCCUGCUGCUGCGCGAGCGUGCGCUGUGGGACAGCCUGUGGCCCUUCCUGCGCACGCGCCUGCCCGCCACGCUGCCCUUCCAGACCUCCUUCUGCAUGGGCCACGGCACCAAGCGCCGCAUGUACGGCGAGGUGCUGUGCAACUCGCCGUGGUACAACCUGCGCCACAUGCACUACCAGCCCUCGUGGGCGCACGGGGCGCACUGCUACCUGCUGUCCACGGCCGCGCGCCUGCGCAGCGCCUCGCGCCUCGCCGUGCGCGACGUGCGGGGCAUCCUCAAGCUGCGGGAGUCGCUCCUCGACCUCAGCGGGCCCGAGCAGCUCGACAGCGUCAGCAGGCUCAUCCGCAACCCCAGUUGCGAGGACCUCUCCACCGAGCCUGCGUACCAAUCCGCGUACCAACUCGAAGACCAGUCCGCGAAUCAGCUCGCGGAUGAGCAGACGGCGAACAAGCCCGGGGAGGAGUCGCCGCGGCCGGUGGACAGCGCCAUCGUCAUCGCCGCGCAGACCUCCGAGGACGCGUUGAACAAGCCCGCCAAGUUCAAAAACGUCUUCAAAAACAUCCUCAAAUUAAAAAAGGCUAAAGUGGAAUUCAAGGAGCCUUCGCCCGUGUCGCAGGAGCCCCCGCAGCGGGCGGAGGAGCCCGCGGAGCAGCCGGCCGCGGAGCCCAGCUUGGAGCGGCUGGCGCCGGACCUGCGCCUGCGGCUGCAGGACGACAAGACGCGGCUGACGCUGGCCUUCGUGCGCGAGGAGCGCGACUGCCUGGAGCCGUACUUCGAGGACAGCUACAGCGGCGGCUGCUGCCUGCGGCUGCACCCGUCGGACGACGUGAGCCCGCAGCACCGCACGCAGCGGCUGUUCCACUGCGACUUCCCCGUGCGGGACGCGCUGGUGGUGUGCCUCGUGACCAAGGCGCUGGCGCGCGCGCCGCAGCAGGCGCUCAGCCUGUGGCUGGCCGCCCGCGACGCCGCGCAGCAGCGGCGCCGGGCGCUGCUCGUGGGGCGGCGCAUGCCAGUGGCGAGUCCGGCCCCGUCGCCGGGGCUGGUGACGCGCUACCCGGAGCGGCCCGGCUCCGACGAGUUCAAGGAGCUGCAGACGUACCUGCUGCUGCACGAGCCCGGCUUCUACAUGCCGUUGCAGAACCACUACGGCUGGCAAGUGUUCUACUUCGUGGUGCCGCUGGCGGGCUGCCGCGUGACGUGGCUGGGCUGCCGCGCGGCCGACCGCCGCGGGCCCGUGCUGCUGGGCCACGUGGGGCUGUGCGAGUGGCGCCGCCCCGCCCUCGCCUCGCACUCCGCGCCCACUCUCGUGUCCUCCCGUGAGGACUACGACGAAGGUCCCAAAAACGAAUGGAAAGAAAAAUAAUCCGCGAUAAAUACGACUUAUAAUUAUAACAAAUGAGAUUUUGUAGUUUUGUAUAUAUGUAAUAAAUAAUAAUGUUCAGGGCCUAUUUUUAUAUUCGUUAUAAUGGAAAUGCCAAAUCUUGAUGUUUUUAUUGAUAAUUAAUAUGCCUAUUACAUAUUUUA
Messenger RNA from Pectinophora gossypiella (pink bollworm), 2865 nucleotides. RefSeq lists its product as uncharacterized. The coding region runs from base 275 to 2704 and encodes 809 amino acids. Gene Ontology annotation, biological process: protein deglycosylation. Gene Ontology annotation, molecular function: mannosyl-glycoprotein endo-beta-N-acetylglucosaminidase activity. Lineage: Eukaryota; Metazoa; Arthropoda; Insecta; Lepidoptera; Gelechiidae. The transcript has 11 exons. Gene Ontology annotation, cellular component: cytoplasm. The record is from RefSeq and is a predicted model, not a curated record.